Haemonchus placei is the source of this 462-nucleotide messenger RNA. The record is from the annotation of a GenBank genome assembly. NCBI's taxonomy places the organism in Eukaryota, Metazoa, Nematoda, Chromadorea, Rhabditida, Trichostrongylidae.
UUGGCAGCCAAAUACGGUAUCGUGAUCAUCAACCCGAUUUUGGAACGGGAUGAAGCCAAAGAUGAUGUGAUUUGGAAUGCUGCCGUCGUUAUUUCCCAUACGGGAAAGGUUCUUGGCAAAUCACGAAAGAAUCAUAUUCCCAGAGUUGGCGAUUUCAACGAAUCAAACUACUACAUGGAGUCAACACUCGGUCAUCCAGUUUUCCAGACAAUUUUCGGGAAGAUUGCAAUCAACAUCUGCUAUGGACGUCAUCAUCCUCAAAACUGGAUGAUGUACGGGUUGAACGGUGCAGAAAUCAUUUUCAACCCUUCCGCUACUACCGGAGGCUUGAGUGAACCACUAUGGGGUAUCGAAGCUCGUAACGCAGCCAUUGCCAACCACUGCUUCACAGCUGCCAUUAACCGUGUCGGUACCGAGGUUUUCCCGAAUGAAUUCACUUCAGGGAAUGGACUUCCAGGUUAG